Molecule: messenger RNA, 237 nt
Organism: Monoraphidium neglectum
Lineage: Eukaryota; Viridiplantae; Chlorophyta; Chlorophyceae; Sphaeropleales; Selenastraceae
Exons: 1
Source: RefSeq, a predicted model, not a curated record
GCGGGGCUGCAGGAGAAGGCGACGUUUCUGCAAGUGUUUGGCGGCAAGCCCGUGUUCUCAGCCUUCAUCCGGGCCCCCGCCUGGGCCGCCGCGCUGCUGCUGCCGCUCGGGCUGCUGGUGCUCUGGCCCCAGGUGCCGCAGGGGCCGGCCGCGCAGCGAGCCGCGGCGGCCGCGGCGCGGCGCGACGAGGGGGAUGUGGCUGCAGACGAGGAGGAGUCGCUUCCGCUGGCGCGCUAA